UUGACGGUCAAAGAUGUCCUAUAUCUCACCCCCAAAUUCUGCAAGCUGCACUCGGAGCCUCUAGUGGCAGUAGAUGGUGCGGCAUUCACCCUCCUGACCAUCCAGUGCAAUCUUUUUGUGGGCACACUGGCUCCAUUUGCCUUGAAACGCCCAGAGCUUCAGCCGAUUCUCCAGUCUGCCUUAAGAUUUGAUAUCUCGGCGCAGUUCAUGCUGACCGAAGUUAAUCAUGGAUUAGAUGCGCGUAAUAUUCAAACAACCGCGACUAUUCUGGCAGAUGGUGACAUCGAUCUUCAUACUCCAACCCCAAAUGAUGCAAAGUGA
Penicillium soppii is the source of this 321-nucleotide messenger RNA. Its product is annotated as Acyl-CoA dehydrogenase/oxidase. The transcript has 2 exons. The record is from RefSeq and is a predicted model, not a curated record. Gene Ontology annotation, molecular function: oxidoreductase activity, acting on the CH-CH group of donors. NCBI's taxonomy places the organism in Eukaryota, Fungi, Ascomycota, Eurotiomycetes, Eurotiales, Aspergillaceae.